AGUGUUGCAGUGGUGGGGAAGACAUACGUCAGAGCCAUAAUGGCGGAGGCUGGCUGAGAAGGAGAAUUACUCAGUGAAGCGGCGCUGAAACCAACUUCAUCGCCAGUCGACGAGGUGAUCGGUGGCCCCCACAAAAUGGCCUGCAAUUUCAACGAGGACCGAAAAUUCGAAAAGGACAGCAUAAGACCCGGUGGCUCAGCCUUGGACGGCGGCGACAGCCAGAAACAAUUGCCAGCCUGUACCACGACUACAUCCAAGCAAAAUGGCGAUCAAGCUGGAUGCGAAGACGAGCAAAUGUCUGAGCAAGAUGCUUCUGAGCGGCGAAGGAGCGGGCUGUCGGAUCUGAAACACUGUGGCAGUUCUCCCUCGACGCUGCAGAGGUCUGCCGAGGAGUUGCCACGGAGGAAUUUUCAAAUUCCUCGGAAGAUUAAGGAGCGGAAAGCAGGACUGCUCCAGCAGUUGGCCCCGGACUCGCGGGAGUUUGAGGAACUUGUUAAGCUCCUCUCUUCCUUCUACCUGGACACCUCCUCUCGAGGAGCUUUCACCUACACCAAAGCAUGUCUCGUUCACAGUGAGCUCUUGGAGAAAGAGUUCAUUGGGAAGAAAAGGGAACUCAAGCAGGCUGGCCGGACAGAUACCGAGCUCACGGAUUCCUAUGCCUUUCUGCUGCCUGAUGCAAACAAGACUCACUGGAUCUGUGAAAAGGGACUGUCAGUGGGACAUGCGCGGCUUAGCAAUUUGGGAAAUCCUGUUAAAGGGGUUUACCUUUCCAAAUACUCGGAUUUGUUGCAAAUUAAUCCAUUUGAAGUGGGAGCAUCUGGGGAUGUUAUUAUAUUUAAAGUCAUGAAGGGUAGAUUAAAGAGCAUAUUUGAAAAUAUGCCCAAGAGUAACCUGGAGCCUUCACCGAAGUUUGACUGCCACAUACACAAAAAUGCCAGCAAAGUAACAUCAUUACUGUCAUAUAGGGCCUUUGAGCUCACUCAGCAAUACUUCUACGAGUUUGCAUUCGAGGAGCCGAAGUCCCGCCCCAGGCACGUCUGUCCGUACGCUGUGGUAUCGUUUCAGUACAAGGGCAAGGAGUCAGCAGCGGCCGCCCACAGGUUAAGCAGUACUUUGUAUGAAGGACACAGAGUGCGGCGCAGGUACACGGUGUGGAGCGGUCCGCUGGUCAACCGGGGGGAAGAACUCUAUCAAGUGUGCAUCCGCUCUCCCAGCCUCCCCUUUCUACCCCUGAAACUCCCCGACAGGAUCGACAUCAGUGCAGCGAUGCAUCUCGACCAGGUGAAGAGGAAGAUCCCAUCCACGCUGCUCUCGUGGGAGACGUACAGCGGGACGCAGGAGGUGCACAAGUGUGGGAUCUACGGCAGCCUGUUUGAGGUGAUGGGCAAGACCAAGCAGGGCAACUGCCUGUCCGGACUGCUGCACCGACUGGAGAGGGAGAAAAUGGUUCUCGUGAAGCCGCUGGUGGACAGAGGUUUCCUGUUCCUCCUGUCGCCCGCUCACAUGCACGGUUCUAACGAGCGGCGAGGAAGAAAUGACAGAGGCUUGCAGGCACUUUUUGUUUUUCAAGAGCCAAGGAUCACGAGAUGCUUCAUGUCGAAGCACGCAGGCCCGCAAGAGGACAAUCUGGUCUCAUUAGAGCCAAAAGACCCGGUCACAGACCACCUCGACACCUACGUCCCUGCCUUGCAUCACGCCUUCGUCAAACUGCGCUCCAACCCACCCAAGGACCUGGCCGCCGGAGUGAAGAGCCAGGUGCAGGACUACCUGGGCCUCCGCCAGCAGGGCGUGGGCCGGCCCUUCGCCGCACCCGAGUACCGGCACAACCUGGACGAGCGGCCCAGCCUGCACCCGCCCCCCCGGGCCAAAGGCGUGGACUCGGCGCUGAGCACCUACCUCUACGGUCCCGCCGGCUUCCAGCUGCCGGUGGCGCGCCUGCGGCAGGGCACCGGCGAGAGCUGCUGGGGCACGUCGUCCCCGCCCGCCGGGGGGGAGGAGUACAGCCCCGUGUCGGACUGGGGCGGCCCCGACGGGCCGGCCGGCAGCGGCGCCAGGCCAGGGCUGGCGCAGUCCAACGGGGGCGGGCAGGGCGCCCGACUCGGCCAGGCCGAGUACGACAAGGACAAGAUGGAGAAGCUGCUGAAACUGAUCCAGCUGCACAAGCGGGCGCUGGGCAAGGAGGACGGCAGCGGGCAGGAGCGCGCAGACACCUGGGACCCCGCCGGGCUGAAGAGGAGGAGCGAGGGAGACGCACUGCCCGGCGUCAGCAAGUACCUGAAGACUGGCGCGCCAAGCAACGGCGAGCCAGGGAGGGUGCCGCAGGGCGACAAGCCGCUGUCUCUCUCGGCCGUGAUGGACAGCAUGGGGCUGUGCGACACGGACCUGCGCGAGCGCGUGGCCCACGGCGCGAGCGUGCAGGACACGCAGGCACUGCUGAAGCUCUUCUUCAGCGCCAUCAAGAAGAUCGCCCAGAGCCCUGGCCCGGCCGCCGCCACGUCAGCGCUGGCCCCUCAGCCGCAGGACGGCCCGGGGCCCGAGCCGGCCCGCGAGCCAGGAGAACACGCCGCCCGCAGCGACCUGCGCUCCCGGCACGCGGAGGAGGAGCAGACCGUGCAGGAGUAUCUGGAGGACCAGAUGGCGUGCAGCAUCAGCAGCAUGGACCUGUGCAGCCCGUCGUCCAACGUGGAGCAGCAGGCUGUCCGGCCCGUGGAACACGCCGGUCACACCCCCUCGCAGCAGAGAGCAGUGUCCACGGGCCCGGACGCUGCGGGCGAUGCGGGGACGUCCGGGUCGGACAGACCGACCCCGGUGGCAGGGAGAGCCGUCGAAUCCAUCCUGGACCAGGAGUUCCAGCACCUUUGCAUGGACAUCCGCGAACUGAUGGACACCCAGAAAAUCUACUAUGUUUCCCAACCUCCUUCGCCUCGGCAGGAGGGGGAGCCGAACAGGCUGAGCUCUGCCUUCUCUGCCUACGUGUCGAAGUACAUCCAGCCGGUGCCCGUGCAAGGUUACAUCAGCACGCUUUGUGAAUGGAUGAGUCGGAUGAGCGGCUCCUCCUCCGUUCCCCCUCGGCCCGCCCCUAGCAGCCCUGCCCCCGCCCCUCAGCCUGUCCCCGCCCCCGCGGUGGUCCCUCCUGUGCAGCCUGCUCCCGCUCCUCCGGUGUCUCCUUCUACGGUUACGACGCCUCCUCAUGCUGCGGUGGCACCCACUCCCCUCCACGCCAGACAGCCAGCCCCAAAGCCUAAACCGCAGGAGGCCGUACCCAAAGUGGCGCCACCCGCGCCCCAGAGCCCCUGCCCUGCCCCUACACCUGCCCCUCCAUCUGCCCCCACACACACACCCACACCUGCCCCCAAGAAACAAUCCUCUCCCACCUGCAAGCGUCGCCUGGGCACCAUCAAGGAGGCGCACCUGGUCCCAGUGGGGAAAAAGACUGACGGGCCGAAGGUCCCGGGUGUUGUGGACAGCCCUAAAGGCCUGCCCCCGGCAGGAAGCACCGGUCUCCCGCCCAUAGCAGAGUUGCCCCCUGACCCGGCCCAGGCGGGCGGCGCCGGCCCCGUCGGAAACAACGUGAUUGGCCAGCUAAAGCCGGACGUGUUGUGCACGCUGGUGGAGAUCAUGCAGAUGAACGCGGUCAAGUUUUACAUUCAGCGGGGGGAUGAGGAGGAGAGCAGGCUAUGCACUGAGAUUAAGGGGUACUUGGAAAGCCUCGGCAACAUCGAGUGCGACCCUCAGACGUACCUGGAAAACAACUGUCAACAGAAGUUUAUGGUCAUCAUUCAGAAUGAAGACAUUGCUUCUCACGUUCACAAGAUUCCAGCAUUGGUCUCCCUAAAGAAGUUAUCUACAGUGUACUUCGCCGGCGUGGACAGUCUAGACGACGUUAAAAAUCGCACUUACAAUGAGCUUUUUGUGUCCGGAGGCCUCAUCGUUUCAGACGAGCUCAUCCUCAAGCCGGACUUCAUCACACUAGGGAAGCUGCAGGCCUUCCUCCAAUUCCUGGAGGGCCAGAGCACGGCGUGGAAGUGGAAGGUGCACUGCAAGACCCAGAAGAAGCUGAAGGAGCUCAGCAGGUUAAACAGUGAAGCUCUGGACCUGCUGAACCUGCUGACAGCCUACCAGAAGAAGCACCUGGUGGAGUUCCUGCCGUACCACGAGUGCGAUGCCCCGGUGCGCCAGGCGCCGGACCUGGACUGCCUGGUGAAGCUCCAGGCCCAGCACACGCAGCUGCGCCACGUCAUCUUCCUCACGGAUAAGUGCUUUGAACCGCCCAAAUUCUCUAGUAAUGGGGUCAUCACUGCUGGCAUUAAUGACAUCAUGACGAACUUUGAGAGCCUGGUUAGCAGUACUAAAACCAACAUGCCCACUCUGCCCGCUCCGCCCACUGCAGGUUCGACGCGCUCUCCCACACACACACUCGCUGUGGAGCCCGACGUGUGUGUCGAAGAGGAGGACAUGUCCUUGGAUUCAGACGAGGAGGCGUCGGCAGUGCCCGAGGGCGGGGCGGAGAAAGCCAAGACGCCACUGCCUCCCCCGCCCCGGUGCGAGGAGUUUCGGCCCCCUCUCCCUGACCUGUCGGGCCGGGACCCCCUCUCUUCUUUCCCCGGCCGGAGUCAGAGCUCCUACCCUGUGGACUACAACGCGCUCAAGACCGCAAUCUCGCAGUACAAGGCCUCCAGGCAGGGCGGCGCGCCCACGGCCGAGGUGGACGACGGCCUGACCAGCUUCGGGGUCAACCCCCACCAGAGCUACCUGUACCCCAGCACGGCGCAGUGGAGCCCCUACCCCGCCUCCCCCGGCUACCACGUGGCCUCGGCCUACUCCUCGCCAGCCUGCUCGGCCUCGCAGGGCCCGGAAUACGCACAGCUGGGCACCCCAACCGUAAACCAGACCGGCACUCCUCCGCUCUCGUUGCCCCCUGCCCUGCCUCAGGCCAACCCCAGCACUCUGAUCCCUACGAUCCCCUCCACACAGCCCCCCCCGAACCCCGCUACCCUGGCCCCCGCCAACCCCUCUGCGCCUCCCGUGCCGCAGGUUUCUGGCGGUGCAGCGGAUGCCCUGCCUGCUCUGGAGGCUCCGCCUUGCCCUCAGCCCUCAGCACAGGCUCCGCCCCUGCCUGGCGACUCCGCUGCUGUAGCCUCAGGCGGCGCCGUGGGUCACGUGGCACCGUCUGGCUCUCAGGAUGUGCAGGGUAAAGCCAUGGAGUCUGCUCCCCUCGCGUCCCCUUCCUCUUCGUCCUCGUCGUCUCUGCCCGGAACGCUGCCGGGCUUCCCGGACCCCCCCGUGUUCCCCGCUCUCACGCCCAUCCCGCCCGUGCCGCCCAUGUUCAACUGGGCGGCGGCUCAGCACGGCUACGCGCCCGGGGUGAGCGUGGGGCAUUUCAGCACCCUCCCCCCCGCGCAGAGCGAAGCCGCAGGGAAGCCGGCCGCCCCGGGCUCGGCCGACGGACCGUGGGCGGCACCCGGCGAGGGUUCCACCCCCGGCGGUCAGGCGGAGGGGGGCACGGCCGUCGCGGCGCCCGGCCCGGCCCCUUUCCAGGAGGCGGGGUCGGAGAAGAGCGGCACGCCUGGGAAUCUGACGCCCAGCAGCCAGGGCAGCAGGACUCCAGUGAACUCAUGCGCAGAGAACAAAGGAGGCGGGCUGAGCCAGGCCCAGGCCGGGGGGGCCGCGCCCGGCAGGGGUGGAGCCGGCUGCAGAGCACUCCUCCCCCUCCCCGGAGCCGGGAUGGGCCCCGCGUGCCGAGGUGGGCUGCAGGGGCCAGCCCCACGCUGCGGCGGUGGCGGCACAUUCGGCCCCAGGGGGCCCAUGGACAUCAUGCGUGGAUGUUACAGGGGAAGGGGAGUUCCGCCAGUGCCCAUGAGAUCUAGACCGGGUCGGGGGCCGAUGCGGGGCGGCUCGGUCUGUAACUGGGGCUACCCUCCCGGGAGAGGGGCUGUCCCGGACUACUACUCGGACUACACGUACCCCUGAAUGCCAAGGCGAACGGUUAAAUAUUCACAGACUACUGCCGUAGAGAAUGUAUAUAUUUGACAUGAAGAGCACAUUGAUGAUGGUGAUGGAAUCAUGCUUUUGUACCAAUUAGAUCAAUAAUUCGGACAACAGCCGGCGUGGUGCUGUUGUUCAGACACGCCCUUCCUGAAACCUUGUUCAGACCACUAUAUUUAUAUUGCCAAGAAAUGUAAUUGCCUUUCACUGUUUUUUCGUUACAAUUUUCAGAACGGUUUGUGAACAAGGGACAAAUGCAGACAUAUUUUUUUAAAGAGAAAAAGUGAGUCACUCUUCAUUUUAGCUGGUUUUUGUUUGUUUUUUAUUUACAUUCUUGGUUGUACAAAUGUUCUAUUAAAACAAGGUUGUAUCAAACAUGGAACUGUGUUUGACUAUAUUAUCUGCAGGAAGUGGCUAGCUGUGUUCUUCAUGUAUGCAUAUGUAUGAUGCGUUUCUAAGUAUGGUCUGUUUACAGAUUUCUCCCCUACAGAGGACCCCUCUCGGUCUUCAUGGACGUGUAUUUAAUGUCUGGCCUGCAGAGGGCGGUGUUCUGUCUUUGUUUCUGAGAUAUUGGGAGUCCAUGGCACUAAACUUGCACUGCAGAAACUGCAGAAAUUUUUUUUUAAAUCCUACUUUGUAGGUUUAAAACAUGUUCUUUGGUCUGUUUCAUAAAUCUGUUUUUAAGCAGA
Messenger RNA from Electrophorus electricus (electric eel), 6674 nucleotides. It is a transcript of the gene tasorb, whose product is annotated as transcription activation suppressor b. NCBI's taxonomy places the organism in Eukaryota, Metazoa, Chordata, Actinopteri, Gymnotiformes, Gymnotidae. Gene Ontology annotation, biological process: negative regulation of gene expression, epigenetic; protein localization to heterochromatin. Gene Ontology annotation, molecular function: chromatin binding. Gene Ontology annotation, cellular component: nucleoplasm; heterochromatin. The record is from RefSeq and is a predicted model, not a curated record.